AUUGUUCACACACGUAAUAAUCAUAACGAGCCCAACUAAUGCGCUGACCUCCUUGUGAGCUUCACAUACAGGAAUUCAUAUGGAACGCGUAUAUUUAUAUAUAAAGGCAAUCCCAUAACAUGGUCCCAACUUCUUUGGUUUUCUUUUCAUCACAAACAAACCUAACCCCCCCACACCCCUUCCACUCAUUAUUAUACUACCCGCCAUGAGCUCAAUUGUGCUGGAUUAUGAGCGUGAGACACUCAAAGACAAAGCAAACAAGUUUAAACAAAAUUGGCCCCAACAUGUGAAAUCUUACAUUCUCAGUUUUUUUCCGAUAUUUCAAUGGAUCACGAGAUACAAUUCUUCGUGGAUGUUACAAGAUGCUAUUGCAGGUGUCACAGUAGGAAUGGUCCUGGUGCCUCAGGGUAUCGCUUAUGCAAAGAUCGCCAAUCUCGAACCACAAUACGGGUUAUAUACCUCUUUUGUCGGUGCCUGUCUUUACUGCUUUUUUGGCACUUCCAAGGAUAUCAGUAUUGGUCCCAUCACCGUUGUUUCUCUUCUUGUUGGGCGCGCCAUCACCAACGUCACCACUGCACAUCCUGAUAUCACCGGACCUGAAGUUGCCGUCUUUCUCAGUGUGAUUGUCGGUAUCAUUACAAUUCUUAUGGGCAUGAUCCGUCUCGGUAUCCUCGUCGACUUUAUUCCUGGCCCGGCUAUUGCCGGCUACAUGACUGGAUCUGCCAUCACCAUCAGCUUGGGCCAAUGGGGCAAACUGACCGGUGUCAAACUCAACUCACAUCAGUCACCCUACUUGGUCGUUGGCGACUUCUUUUCCAACUUGGGUGGCAUCCACAUCGAUAUCGCCUUUGGUUUGACCGCCUUGUUUGCUUUGUAUGGCAUCAAGUACUUUGCCGCAAAACUCGGUAAACGCUGGCCUAAAUUCAAGCAAAGUCUGUUCUACUUUGGCAUCAUGCGUAACGGCACCAUUGUCAUUGUGGGCACUUUUGUUUCGUUCUGCAUUAACGUGGCUCACCCGACCGAAAGCCCGUUCAAAAUUCUCAAGUCUGUACCAGCUGGUUUCGAUGCCAUGGGUGUGCCGCGUAUGGAUCUUGGUAUCCUGGGCGAAGUCAUGGACGUAUUGCCUUCUAUUAUCAUUAUUCUCGUUUUGGAACAUGUCUCGGUGGCUAAAUCGUUCGGCCGUGUCAGUGACUAUACAAUCGAUCCUAAUCAAGAGAUUUUGGCUAUUGGAGUAACCAAUUUGGCUGGCGCGUUUUUUGGAGCAUAUCCAGGCACAGGUGCUUUCAGCAGAACUGCCAUUAUGGCGCGAUCGGGUGCCAAAACCCCCCUAUCCAGCGGAUUCGUGGCUAUCAUUGUCGUCCUCGCUCUCUAUAUCCUGACUCCAGCAUUCUACUAUAUCCCGGAAGCCAUUCUCGCUGCUGUUGUGAUCCACGCUGUAUCUGAUUUGGUCUCUGGCCCAAAGUAUAUCAAGGAACUCUGGGCCACAAGCAAACUUGAAUUUAUGGUCUUUUCUGCUGCCGUUUUGAUCACAUUCUUUGACGGUGUCGAGGACGGAAUCUAUAUUGCACUGGCGCUGUCACUGUUCAUUAUGCUUCUCAACAUUGCUCGGCCACGCCUUGCUGUAAUGGCUCGCUCACCGCUUGAUCCAGCAUCCAAAUCCACCACAGCUGUACCAGCCGCCAACGACUUUUACAGCUCUUCCCAACACUACAUCUAUUUCGACGAACGCGACCCGCAUUUUGAAGCACACAUUGAGCCACUACCACCAGGUGUUGUUGUCUUUCGUUUGGGCAAUGCAUUGUUGUAUCCGAAUGCAAGCCAUGUCACUGAGUCGAUCGUUGCCGCUGCCAAGGCACGAACAAGACAAGGCGAAUCGGAUGAAAACAAAAAGGAAUUGCUCUGGACGCAGACUGUGGAUGCUCGCAAAAAUAAUCAUUUGCCGAUUCUUGAAGCCGUUGUGCUGGACUUUACCGCAGUCAACAAAAUCGAUUCAACAGCGUUGCAGACUUUAUCGAGCGCUCGUGAGUUGCUGGAUCGGUAUGCAGGGCAACCGGUUGAGUGGCAUUUUACCGGCAUUGUGAAUCCACAGGUUCGAAACGAUUUGCUCUUGUAUGGAUUCGGUACCAUGGAGGACCAAGGCAUGACAACAUCAACGAGUGACUCCACGCUAUAUGCUUCGUCCUGCGCUUCUGGUACCACAGCAGCGACAAAACCCAAGGAGGAGGAUAGCGAGAAAAUACAAGAAGUAACAUUUAAGGAUCCCCCUGAAGUUAUCAAAGACGAGGACAAGGAGCGUCAGCAGCAGCAACACCCAGAUGAACACCCGCCAGAGUCAUACUAUAGCGAUCCAUUGGAUGUAGACAACAUGGUCCACCCUUACUAUAUGGAAACUAACAAGUUUUCGCCAGUCAUUGUGGAUCCUCACAACUUUUUGCCACGCGAUCGACACGGUUGCUUCCAUUGGGACGUCGACUCGGCCGUCCGGUCAAUUUGCGAACGUUGGAGCACGCGUCGGCAACACAUUCAAUUGUCUCCUUCAUCUACUACUUCCUCUACUGCUGGCUCUACUGCUGGCUCCACUGCUGGCUCUUCUCCUUCUUCGUAAAUGGCAUUUUUUUGUAUUAUCUUUCAUACUACUAGUAGUUUCAUGUCAGCUGCGCUGCAAGAAAACUACUAGUUUCCCCUCCUUGCCCC
Molecule: messenger RNA, 2694 nt
Organism: Zychaea mexicana
Lineage: Eukaryota; Fungi; Mucoromycota; Mucoromycetes; Mucorales; Lichtheimiaceae
Product: sulfate transporter family-domain-containing protein
Exons: 5
Coding region: 206-2605 (799 amino acids)
Biological process (GO): transmembrane transport
Cellular component (GO): membrane
Molecular function (GO): sulfate transmembrane transporter activity
Source: RefSeq, a predicted model, not a curated record